ACUCAAACCUAAAAUAUAUAGCAAAUCCAUCGGCAUUGUCCUCUGUCGUACCCUGUGUUCCUUCGCAUUCUCAGUUCUCAGCAUUUCAAGCUUCAACAGACCAAACAUGGCUCCUGAUCUCACCAACGCCACCAUUGCCACCAAGCCCAACGCCAUUGUCACAAGCCCACCGACCCGAGCCUAUGUCACGUUCCUGGCCGGGAAUGGGGACUACGUGAAGGGUGUGGUGGGGCUGAUGAAGGGCCUCAGGAAGGUGGGGAGCAAGUACCCCCUCGUGGUGGCGGUCCUCCCGGACGUGCCCGAGGAGCACCGCCAGAUCCUCGUGGACCAGGGUUGCAUCGUUCGGGAGAUCGAACCGGUUUACCCGCCCGAGAACCAGACCCAAUUCGCCAUGGCCUACUAUGUCAUCAACUACUCCAAGCUACGAAUCUGGGAGUUUGUGGAAUAUGACAAGAUGAUCUACCUAGAUGGUGACAUCCAAGUCUACGACAACAUCGACCACCUCUUCGACCUCCCAGACGGCCACUUCUACGCCGUGAUGGACUGCUUCUGUGAGAAGACGUGGUCCCACACUCCCCAGUACAAGAUCGGGUACUGCCAGCAGUGCCCCGACCGGGUCCAGUGGCCCGAGGCCGAGCUGGGCCCACGGCCCGCCCUCUACUUCAAUGCGCGCAUGUUCGUGUUCGAGCCAAGCCUCCCGACCUACCAUGACCUCCUUAAGACCCUCAAGAUCACCCCUCCCACGCCCUUUGCGGAGCAGGACUUCCUCAACAUGUACUUCCGGGACAUCUACCGUCCGAUACCCCCGAUCUACAACCUCGUGCUAGCCAUGUUGUGGAGGCACCCUGAGAAUGUGGACCUCGAUAAGGUCAAGGUCGUGCACUACUGUGCUGCGGGUUCGAAGCCGUGGAGGUACACCGGAAAGGAGGCGAACAUGGACCGAGAAGACAUUAAGAUGCUCGUGAAGAAGUGGUGGGACAUCUAUGACGACGAGUCAUUGGACUACAAGAACAAUGUAGCACCAGCGGAGAGUAAUGAGCCCGUGGACCUGCAGCCGUUCCUGGCGGCCAUGUCGAAGGCUGGAGCCAUUAAUUACAUAUCCGCCCCGUCGGCCGCUUAGUUCAUCAGGUUCUGGCCUGGUUCUUCCCACAGCCAUAGAAGAACAUAAAUCAACCAUAUUGUACAUUAGGUUGCCGGUUCCUUCGGAUGGGAUUCUUUUUCCCCCGAACUUGGAGGAGGAGGAGAAAUACUUUUUUUUUUUUUUUUUUUUUUUUUUAGUUUUGUGAUUUUUCACUCGAUGUAAGUCGUCUUAACGAUAGUACAAUACAAGUUUACAUUAUAUUAUCUUAGUAU
This is a messenger RNA of Punica granatum (pomegranate), 1353 nucleotides long. The record is from RefSeq and is a predicted model, not a curated record. Lineage: Eukaryota; Viridiplantae; Streptophyta; Magnoliopsida; Myrtales; Lythraceae.